AUGACUGACCCCUCAGGAGCAAAUGCCGGCAGCACUGGCAGUUUGCAUUGGAUCCCUCCCUUACAAGGAGCCAACAACUAUAAUGUUUGGCAUAUCCAAAUGGAGGACAUACUCACCAACCUUGAUUUAUAUGGACACGCAGACAGAUCAAAACUCAAACCAAACCCUAAGGUAGAAGUUGCAAUCACUGGCCAUAAAGACAAUGAAGGUAACCGCUUACCUGACUUGGAAGUUGACAGCAAUAACCCCUUAUAUGCAUCUUGGAUUAAAGCUGACCGCAAAGCGCUAUCAAACAUAAGACUAAGAGUUGACAGAAGUGUACUUACACACAUACAAGGUUGUACAACUGCCACCAAUGCCUGGUCUACAUUAGAAGCCACAUUCCAAGUCAAAGGUACUGUUGGACUCAUUGACUUACAGAGACAAUUCUUCAGUCAUUGGAUGACUGAUGGUGAAGACAUUGAGGAACACAUCCAGCAAAUGCGCGGAUGGUACCAACAAAUAUACAGUAUCACUGGGAUACGUUUACGCAAUUGGUAA
Rhizoctonia solani is the source of this 540-nucleotide messenger RNA. RefSeq names its product Copia protein. The record is from RefSeq and is a predicted model, not a curated record. The coding region runs from base 1 to 540 and encodes 179 amino acids. The transcript has 2 exons. Lineage: Eukaryota; Fungi; Basidiomycota; Agaricomycetes; Cantharellales; Ceratobasidiaceae.